This is a messenger RNA of Stegastes partitus (bicolor damselfish), 4109 nucleotides long. RefSeq names its product lamin A (gene lmna). The coding region runs from base 289 to 2271 and encodes 660 amino acids. Gene Ontology annotation, molecular function: structural constituent of cytoskeleton. The record is from RefSeq and is a predicted model, not a curated record. Gene Ontology annotation, biological process: heterochromatin formation; protein localization to nuclear envelope; nuclear migration. NCBI's taxonomy places the organism in Eukaryota, Metazoa, Chordata, Actinopteri, Pomacentridae. Gene Ontology annotation, cellular component: nuclear lamina; nuclear envelope. The transcript has 13 exons.
UCUCUCCCUCUCCAGCAGUAGCUACAUGUGCAGAGCGCGACAGCAAGGAAAGCAGUUCAGGGCAUGAGCCAAAGGCGCACACACCCACCAGCCGAGACUGCAUAAUUCAACGGAUCCUCUGCUAUACGCUUGUCUGGGGCACGGACUCACAGCAGCUCACACAGAUCAACUUCCAGGAAAGGUCCUACACUCUCACAUUUAGUCCCUUCAGUGGGCUGAAGUUGAGGCUCUCGCACAGCUAAGCCAGUGACUCACCCCGUCUGCACCUCUUGCUGAGCUAGCAUUACCAUGGCAACCCCAGGCCAAAGGCGUUCCGGUCGCGGUACUACCUCCAUCUCUCCAGCCCGCCUCACCCGGCUGCAGGAGAAAGAGGAGCUGGGCAACCUCAAUGACCGGCUGGCGCAGUACAUCGACAAGGUGCGCUUCCUGGAGGCGGAGAAUGCUGGGCUGCGGUUGCGCAUCACUGAGACCGAGACCUUGACCGAACAAAAUCAGACAGGGAUAAAGGCGGCCUAUGAGACGGAGCUGGCCGACGCCCGCAAGACCCUGGACCAGGUGGCCAGGGAGCGAGCACGCCUGCAGCUGGAGCUGAGCAAGAUCAGGGACGAGCACAAGGAACUCAAAGCCAGGAACGCUAAGAAGGAGUCGGACCUGGAGGCCGCUCUGGUCAGGCUGAGGGACCUGGAGGCUCUGCUCAACUCUAAAGAUGCUUCCCUCAACACCAUCCUGGGGGAGAAGCGAGCCCUGGAGGUGGAGGUGAAGGACCUCAAGGCCCAAGUGGCAAAGUUGGACGGCAGUUUAGCCGAUGCCAAGAGGCAACUGCAGGAUGAGAUGCUGCGGAGAGUGGACGCAGAGAACCGCCUGCAGACCCUGAAGGAGGAACUGGAGUUCCAGAAGACUGUCCACAAAGAGGAAUUGUCUCAGCUCAAGAGCCAUUCCAAAGAGACAGUGGAGGUAGACUCCAGGCAGCUGGACUUUGACAGCAAGCUGGCCGAGGCUCUGGCUGAGAUGAGAGCUCAGCACGACGACCAGGUCCGCCUCUACAAGACGGAGCUGGAGAGGACCUUCAACUCCAAGCUGAAAGACGCCCGUCAGUCCGCCGACGCGAACAGUCACCUAGUGGGAGCCGCCAAUGAAGAGCUGCAUCAGAGCCGGGUUCGACUGGAGGGCAUGUCGGCCCAGCUCAGCGAGCUGCAGAGAAAGCUGUUGGCCAGCGAGGCCAAGGUUCAGGAGCUGGAGGAGUCGAUGUCGCGGGAGCGGGACCUGAUGUGGCGGCGGCUGGAGGCUAAAGAGCGGGAGAUGGCCGAGGUCCGAGCCCAGAUGCAGCAGCAGCUGGACGAGUACCAGGAGCUGUUGGACAUCAAACUGGCCCUGGACAUGGAGAUCAGUGCUUACAGGAAGCUGCUGGAGGGCGAGGAGGAGAGGCUUCACCUGUCCCCCAGCCCUACGCCCGUCAAAGUCACCGUGACUCGGACCUCUGACUCGACUGUCGGCCACAGCAGCCGCGUGCUGCAGUCCGCCGCCUCCGGCUCUGGCUCCGGCUCCAGCAGCCGCGUGCUGCAGUCCGCCGCCGCCGCCUCCAGCAGCCGCAACUCCUCGGGCAUGAGCACCAGCAAGAAGCGGCGCCGCGACAACGACAGCGAGACCUCCAGCACGGUGGGGGGCACUGUGACCAAGACUCGCAUUAGCCAGCAUGCCUCGGCCAGCGGGCGCAUCACCGUGGACGACGUCGACCUGGAGGGAAACUACGUCCGUCUGAGCAACAAGGCUGACGAGGACCAAUUGCUGGGCAACUGGCAGGUGAAGAAACAAGUCGGGAAUGCCUUCCCCAUCGUCUACAAGUUUCCCCACAAGUUCGCCCUGAAGGCUGGAGCCACCGUGACUAUCUGGGCUGCAUCUGGCGGUGGAACCCACAACCCUCCCACUGACCUGGUGUGGAAGAGCCAGGACUCCUGGGGCACCGGCAACCAAGUGCAGACCAGCCUCCUCAGCGCCGACGGAGAGGAAAUGGCCAUGAGGAAAGUGACGCGUACCCUCUUUCAAGAGGGGGAGGACGACGAUGACGACGACAUGGGAGCUCACAGCACGAGCGGCGUAGAAAACGAGUACAACCUGCGCAGUCGCACGGUGAUCUGCGACUCCUGUGGGCAGCCGGACCGUGGCGGCGGUUGUGGCGGUUUAUCUGAAGGCCUGCUGGGACAUUCCUCCAUCAUGGGCACCAACGAACCCAGACAGGGCCGUAUGAACCCGAAGAACUGCCCUGUCAUGUAAAAACCAGACAGCACCUCGUCACCUGAACCCACCUCCUCCUGUCACCCAGUCAAGAGAAACAAUUUUUCUAGCAUUUUUAUGUUUUUUAUAUGACCGUGUCUUGUUUUGUACUCAAUCUGCAGGUUGGAUUUACUACGAGGUUUUGGCAGAGGGCACAGGAUUUUCAUAUUUAGCUUUUGUAUUUCCAAGUUAUGUUAUUGCAUGUGUGCUGACGCGCGUACUGUACUUUAUUCUGCUUGCACUCUCUCUCAGACACAUUGACCAGUCCAUUGACCAGCGCUUGUGCUUUAACCGAGGUUUCACAUUUAAUGGCCUGGCUGUCAACACUCAACACGCACACCUUGUGAACCCUGUCAGGAAUACAGCCAUACAGCCAAGAGCAGGAGGGCGAAUCCUGUGGGGCACGAUAAUCAAACACAUCUCCUCACAUGUAGGGUUUACAAUUAGAAUAGAUUGGCCUUGUUUUAGGAGCCAUAUUUGCAUGCUACAGCAAAGUGUCCAAAGAAAACCAAAGGAACAAAAUCUCAGGUUUUUUUUUUCCUUAGCCUGAAACAAACAUUUUCGUUGUGGGAUUUAGAGGAUGCUGUCGGGCAGCUGUGGUGCACACAGAGAAAAUAAUUAUUGAGAUGAAUAUAUUCACAGCUCGCACCAGAGGCAAGUAUUUGGUUCUUUUUUUGAGAAUAUAUACAAAUAAGGAAUUAUUGUUUGCUGGAUAAGUUGAAUAAUUAACAAAGUGCUUCUUUAAAUGUGCUGCCUUAUUUGUUUUUUUUUUUAAUUCUUGAGGUUUGAAAAACAUAAUCUGUUUUGUAACUGGGGGUAUAUUAUGAAUAUAUUUAUGCUGAUAAAUUUGGUGCAUCUGUAGAGGUUGAAUUUUCUCAUCUAGUUCAAGUGCAAAACUGCAUUUUUUUUUUUUUUUUUUAAAUACAGGUUGAAAUUACAAAUGUGCCUUCAGAGGACAGAGCAAGCAUCAUGUGCUUCGUCCUCCGAUUUGUGUUGCUCCUAAAAACUGGUCAUAAGGGCUUUUAUUUUUCUUUCUGUUCAGCUUUUCUAGCAUGAUUUUGGGAUUUGAGCAGGAUUGUGGGGUUUGUACAACUUUGUGACUUUGGCUUCACACGCUGCUUUAAGCGAGGGCCUCGCCGGCUAUGCACAGCAGGUAGAUUUGUACUGUAGUGUGGCAGCUUCAGUCAUUUAUACUCCAGUGAAACGCAUAUCAAAGCAUUUACUGAAAAUACUUGAUAGCUGUUGUAGUAUUUUUUUUGUUUGUUUUUUUUUUUCUAUUGUGCUUCAUAGAUGGCAUUUUUGCCAAGUUAGAUUCUUUAUUUGAGCAGUUUUGACAUUAUGAUCCCCAAAGUGCCUUUAAAAGCCAGUGACAAACCAAAGAGAAAUGGCCUAUGUGGCACUGAUUUAUCUAAUAUCUAAAUCACAAGAUAUAAUUAUUGUACAUAGCUGUGCAAUAUAUGCACAAUUGAAUCCUCCCACUAAGAACAGUUAGUUACAGGGUGUGUUCAGGGUGUUUCAGGGGCUUUUAUGAAUGAUUAUAAAUUACUACACACUGCAGAAAAUGCUAACAGACUCCUGCUCAAACUGCAGAUAUGCAAACUUUUAAAGGCCUUUGUAAACUCCUAAGCCCUCCCUGUUUCUAGUCUUGGUGGAGGUCUCACAAAUCAUUUGAAGGACGACACCCAAAACCAUUAAUGCCAAAGCUGUAAAAGUGGGGUUUGUGUCAAAUCAUGAUGCUAUUCACAUUAUGGGGGAAAAAGCCAUGCAAUAAGUGGAUGUAAUUGUUUUGUUUAAUUUUUUCUAAAACAAUGCUGAGUAAAAUUUAUUUUUUCCAGUGA